UGCUGUUCGGCUCCCCGGGGCCACUGGACUGUCCGGGACUUGCCCCCAGGCCAGAUCCGAGCCCAACACACCCAGCAGCAGCUGCCCCGGCCCGGCUUCCCGCGGGGGCUGGGCCCGCAGAGCCGGAGGGCGGCGCAUCCCAGCGGGGAAGGGGUCUCGGCUGGGCGGCCCGCGGGCGGCAGGUUUGAGAAACCCCUUCCCCGGCCGGGGGCUGCUCCGGCCGCCGGCGCGCAGGGCCGGGCAGCGGCUGGGCGCGGAGAGCGGGGCCCCGACGCGGCGCUUGCGGGGCUGGGCUCGGCUGGGCUGGGCUCGGCUGCCGGCGGAGGGGCGGGCGGGGUCCCGGGGAGACGCGCGGCCCGCGGAGGGCUGAACGGCCUCGGGAACCUCCAGCGCGGCGGCUGCAAACGCGUCUCGCUCGCCCCGAGCCCCGGGGCAGCUGCUGCCUUUGUGCGUCUGCAGCGGGCUCGGCCCGUCCCUCCUGCCCGGCGAGUGCGCGGCGGCCGGGCCGGGCUCCGUGGCGUGGGGCCCCGUCAGCGGGGAAGCUGCAGCCGAGAGACCGAACCUGCCGCUGCCCGAGGAGAGGAGGCUCCGGCCGGCCGGGGCAUGGCUGGGGCGCGCUCCGCUCAGGCUCCAGUCACGUUUGACGACGUCGCUGUGUAUUUCUCCGCGGAGGAGUGGGAGGAGCUCGCGGAAUGGCAGAAGGAGCUGUACAAGGACGUGAUGAGGGACAACUACAAGGCUUUGAUCUCCCUGGGUCAUGCUGCCAUUAAACCUGACAUUAUCUGGCUGAUUGAACGUGGGGAAGAGCCGUAUGUCAAGGGUCACAAGGACUCUGGGAAUGGAAAAGCUUUUAACUUCUUCUCAGUUGCCGAGAUCAGGGGGAAGAAGGAGACUCAUCCGCAGGAGACUCUCAGGGAAUUGGAAGGGCCCAGGCUGUUAGAACGUGGCCUCCAGAGCUCGGACAGGGAAUUAGUCUGUCAGGCUCAGUCCAGCUCAGAAGAUCAUCAGGGAAACUCUGCCAGAAGUGGAGUGGAGCCACCCCCUCCUUGGCAAAGCGGGCUCACUGCAGCCACCUGGCAACGCUGCUCCCUGGGAUGUGAGCAGGCGGCUCCCUUUGAACUCUCUGGGGGAUGCCUGCGUGUGGUUGAGGACAGGUUCUGGCCCUUGGACGUCCUUGCUCCCCAGCCAUUCACUCCUGCAGAGACUCUGUAUAAAUGCAUCCAGUGUGAGAAAUGGUUCACUCCCCCGCCAGCUGCUGGCGGUCACGGCGGGACGCCCCUGGGAGCAGAGCCCUCCAUUUGCCCCAAAUGCAAGGGGAGCCGUGGGGAGAGCUCUCAUCUUAAUGCAUGUCAGAGAAUCCCCCCAGGAGAGACCCCCUGUCUGCGCGCUCGCCGUGAGCACAGCCCAGCCCCAGCCCCCUGCCCCAGAGACUCCCCCCAGGAGAGACCCCCUGUCUGCGCGCUCGCUGUGAGCACAGCCCAACCCACGCCUCGUGCCCCAGAGAAUCCCCCCACGGAGAGACCCCCUCGUCUGCGCACUCGCUGUGAGCAAAGCCCAGCCCAGCCCCUGCCCCUGCCCCAGAGAAUCCCCCCAGGAGAGACCCCCUGUCUGCGCACUCGCUGUGAGCAAAGCCCAGCCCAGCCCCUGCCCCUGCCCCAGAGAAUCCCCCCAGGAGAGACCCCCUGUCUGCGCGCUCGCUGUGAGCAAAGCCCAGCCCAGUCCCUGCCCCAGAGAAUCCCCCCAGAAGAGCGACUAUAUAGAUGCCCCGAGUGCGAGAAAAGCUUCUGCUACAAGCAGGAAUACACGUGGCACCAGAGAGCCCACCUCAGCGAUAGGCUCUAUAAAUGUAGCGGGUGCGAGAAAAGCUUCCGCUCCAAGCAGGAGCUGGUCUGGCACCAGCGGGCCCACGCAGCAGAGAGGCCGUACAAGUGCAGCGAGUGCGAGAAGAGCUUCCGCUACCCGCAAGAAUUCACCUGGCACCAGAGAGCCCACGUGGGCGACAGGCCGUACAAAUGCCCCACCUGCGAUAAGCACUUCCGCUACCAGCAAGAGUUCACGUGGCACCAGCGGAGCCACGCCGGGGAGAAGAGCUACAAGUGCCUGGGCUGUGAGAAGAGCUUCCGCUACAAGCAGGAAUUCAUGUGGCACCAGAGGAUCCACGUGGGGGAGAACCCCUACCGAUGCCCCACGUGCCAAAGGACCUUCCGCUGCAAGCAGCAGUAUACGAGCCACCAGAGAGUCCACAGCGCGGAGAGGCCCCAUAGAUGCUCUGCGUGUGAUAAGAGCUUCAGCCGGAACUCAGCCCUUCUUAAGCACCAGCGACUCCACACCGGGGAGGGACCUUACCACUGUCCUGACUGCGAGACAAGCUUCAGCCAGAGCACAAACCUUCUCCAACACCAGCGAUCCCACGCACGCAAGAGAGCCCGGCUGGAUGGGCAGAAGCCUUCCGAGAGGAGGCAACCCCAGCAAGGCCCUCGCAAGGCUGCGGGCAGAGAGCCCCUGUAAACCCCCCGAGCCUGUAGAAUGUUUCAGGGGGAGCACUCGCUUUCGUGAGCAUCUGGGAGCCCGAAGCAGGAGAGGAGCUCAGCUGAUGAACCCAGCAUGUGAGAGCCUCACGCACAAGCUGAAGUUGCAGUGCCCCACGGGAAAGGCCUGGGAAGGGGCUGAACGGGUGGAAAGGGCUGUAGAGUCAGAGUCCCUCGGGGAGCCCGGGAAAGACACACAUAUGGCAACGAGUUGGCAGUAGGUCCAGUAGAACUUCUCUUCCUGAAGGUGCUCAGAUACUUCGGUGAUGGGCAGCAGGCGAGAACCCUGGAAUCCAGUGCCCCGUCCGGCUCCUGACUCUGUGCCUUAUCAUUGCUAAAUGAGUAGCUGCUCCGGUGCCCCUGUGACUAAGGUGCUCACCUGCUCCCGUCCUGCUCCCCUCAUGCUGCAUUGUCAGCCUUAAAUAUGCCAGGAGAUCUCCAUUGCCAGGGGGAAACCAACACGUUCAUGCAACGUUGUGGUGGAGGAUGUCAGCGCCAAGGAGUCAGGACGGUCGAAGUGCUGGGACUCACAACAACCCUUUAGCUGAGCCCUCUGGAUAGCGAUAACUCACAGCGGUAGGCAGGGUACUGGAGCGAUGACGCCCUGCUGGCUCCACCCCUGCCCCAGGUCCUCAGAUCAAACCGUUUUGCUGCAUCACCCGUCAGAGUAAAGGAGGAGCUAUGUGGGUGCCUCGCUUACUGUUACUUUGCUCAAAUGAUGCACAAGCAAGGUAACAGCGCCACCUCUAGAGGGCGAUCUCAUACUGACAUCAUGGGGCAUUUCUGGUACUUGCCGUUAUUUGAAAAUCAAGGUGACCGUGACCCACCUGUACCCACUGCUGCAAAGAUCCCUCUGCAGGAGGUCCUGCUGUGAGAGCUCAAAGCACAGCUUCCCAUGUACCUCCAAGUACAACUGCCUUUCUCACCAGCUCUCUGCCGCUUCGGCCCCGUGUUACUGUGCAGACUGUGAUAUGGGAGCUGUAUUUCUCUAAGCGCCAGCGCUGCAUGCACACAUUGUGCACCUCUCUGCUAGCUGAUGGGGGCUCGGCUGUGAUCCCUCCCUCGCCCAGCCUUUGGGGAAUCGAGUGCUGGAGAUAGAUUCACACCAUCCAUCAGCUCCUUCCUGGAAGUGCGGCUGGCGCUGUGCAGAGGCGUUUUGGCUCCCUCUCCCCAUGCAAAGCCAGCCCCAUCAGACGUUUUUCUCUAUGACAUCUCAAACCCUCUUUUCAUGCCAUAGUCAGAACUUUUCCUGGGGCUAAAUUCUGUUACACUGAUGUAAAUCCAGAGCAACUCCACUGAAUUCAGUGGUGUUUACGCUGCUGUAACUGGGAGCAGAAUCUGGCACUUGACCUAAGAUCUUGUUCCUCCCUAGUGUUGCUCCAGGGCAGUGUGGUCAGUGGGAGCGGUAGCCACCUCCACCCUUUGUCCUGUCUCCACCAUCUUGUGGAGCAUGAGAAAUACCUGUAGGGAAUGGGAUCUGCCACAUGUGUGUGUGUGUGUGGGGGGGGGGUUGGAUUGUCCCUUGUCCUGAUAUGGGCUGAAAUCCAUUGGAUGCAUCCAAAUCACUGACCCAGUGUCUCCAGCUGGCCCAUUGUGUGUUUCCUCCACGCCCAGGCUCUAGAAGAGUGCUCCUCUCUCUGGCUUUAUUAAUUGGAGGAUUGUGGGACGGUGAGUGUGUGUAUAUGUGUGGGGGGUCAAGGCACUGGUGUGGGGGUCCAGGAGACCAGGACUCAAUCCCCAGCUCUGCUGUAGACUCUGUGUGGGCCCUUGGGCCAGUCUCUCUGGCUGUAGGUCUCAGCUGCAUAGUCGGGAUAAGAGCAGGGCCCUGCUGCCGGGGGUGGUUGUGAGGCCAAAUCUGCGCACCGUUCUGAGGUACUUAGAUUCUGCAGGGAUGGCAGGUCAGUACCUAGCCAGAUAUUCUCCGCGGCUUGCUAGGCUGCUCCACCGGGCUCGCAGCGCCCCCGCCACGGGACCCGCUGACUUUAGAGCAGUUCAUCUCCCCAUGCCCGGUAGGGUCUGCUGAAUGGGGUCGCUCAAUGCAGAUGCCGAUCCGCUGGGUGGAGCAAACACUGGGGUUACCUCAGGUAUAAAUACAUGCGACAAGCAUCCCUAAUGCCACUUCUCUCACUGAAAGCAUCGGUCCAUUCUUAAUGGCUCCCUCCACGCUGCUCCUCUUGGAGCUGGCAGUGUCUGUCCUCCCCCCCACCCCC
Chrysemys picta bellii (western painted turtle) is the source of this 4738-nucleotide messenger RNA. RefSeq names its product zinc finger protein 605 (gene ZNF605). The record is from RefSeq and is a predicted model, not a curated record. Gene Ontology annotation, molecular function: DNA-binding transcription repressor activity, RNA polymerase II-specific. Gene Ontology annotation, biological process: negative regulation of transcription by RNA polymerase II. Lineage: Eukaryota; Metazoa; Chordata; Testudines; Emydidae.